Parasteatoda tepidariorum (common house spider) is the source of this 1265-nucleotide messenger RNA. Its product is annotated as speckle-type POZ protein B. Lineage: Eukaryota; Metazoa; Arthropoda; Arachnida; Araneae; Theridiidae. Gene Ontology annotation, molecular function: protein binding. The record is from RefSeq and is a predicted model, not a curated record.
GAGUGACGUCAUUUCCGGAAGAAAAAGUGUCCCUUAUACUACUAACGCAUUCAGUUUCAAACUAAGUAUUGUUCCUUUGUAACAUCUGAAAUGUCUCACGUUAUUCAAAAUACAGUUCGUUUUACGAAUGCUUCACAUAACAUGAUUAUAAUUGAACUGAGAAUUGAAGAAACUGAUCUAACCGAACCUUAUUUGAACACCGAUGUAUUCGAGGUUGAAGUUGCAGACGAAAUAAAAUUCAUGAACUUUCGAAUGAGUGUGUUAUCAAAGCAAAUAUGCCUGAAUUUAAUUUGCCCAUGUUUUUAUAAAAAGUUUAUAAAUCAUUCAACAAUGCUAUUGGAUGCAACAGGAAGUUUUAUCUUUGGUCAUACAGCAUCCUAUAACAGCCAUUUGUUUACAAAUAUGCUCGAUGGAUUUGAAAGACCAUUGACUUCAUUGGAAUUUCCAUUGACUGUUAAGUGUGCAUUAGUGAUUAAGAAGAGCACUGAGAAAUUGUUAAAACCAUUUCAGAAUAUUGAUGAAGUAUCAGUGCCGAUUCAGGACAGUGAAAAAGCUCCGGUUCAGUAUCAGAGCUUUGUUAAGGAAGCAGCGACAAAUACGACUGAUUAUUGCAAUGCUCCAAUAGACUGCUUACGAGAACUGUCUGUAAAUUUGAAGAAUCUUUUAGAUCAAGCCGUUGGUACUGAUAUUGCGAUUCACGUGGAUGGUGUCAGCAUGAAGGCACACAAAAUGAUUCUAAGAGCGAGAUCGCCAGUUUUCGAAAAGAUGUUCGAUCACGACACAAGCGAAGCUAUCAAGAAUGAAAUCGAUGUUAAAGAUAUACGCGCUUCCAUAAUGAAAGAACUUCUCACUUUUCUGUAUGCCGGCACAAUAGAAAAUCACGAUUUUGACGAUGCUUGCGACCUUUACUAUGCCGCUGAUAAAUAUGAAGUGCUGUCCCUUCGGAAUGCUUGUGCGAAAGAUUUGCUGCGUCAUCUUCAAGUAAACAAUGCAUGCCAGUUGUUGAUUUUGGCUACUAAUCACGGUGAUGAAUCUUUGAAAGAAAAAAUAUUGAAAUAUAUAAUGGCCAAUGUUAAGGAAAUAGUGGCCACAAAAUCAUUUGAAGAGUUAGCCAAAUACGAUGCAAAUCUUGUUGUGUUCUUGAUGCGUAACGCUUUCUUAAAAUGACAGUGUAUGAAGUUGAAGAUUUAAGUUAAUAUUGAUUUUGAAUUCGUCCUUGUUCAUUAUUUUAUACCGAAGAAAUAAAUUUUGAAAUUGCUAAAGUG